Molecule: messenger RNA, 675 nt
Organism: Camarhynchus parvulus
Lineage: Eukaryota; Metazoa; Chordata; Aves; Passeriformes; Thraupidae
Product: transcription initiation factor TFIID subunit 4-like
Exons: 2
Source: RefSeq, a predicted model, not a curated record
CCCCGCGGUGGGCGUGGCCCGCGGGUGGGCGUGGCCUGUGCGGGGGGCGGGGUCCCGUUCCCGUUCCCGUUCCCGCACUCGGGCCCCGCUCGCGCCGGGGCCGCCACGUCCCGGGGGCUCUGUCGCGACACCGCGCGGGCUCUGUCGCGACACCGCGCCGGCUCCCACGGCCCGGCUCUGUCGGCGCCUCUAUCGCGACAUCGCGGGGGCUUCCCGCCGGAUCCUAUCGCGACAUCGCGGGGCUCUGACGGAGAUUUAUCGACGCCUCUGUCGCGACAUCGCGGGGCAUCUGGCGGUGCCGCUAUCGCGAUAUCGCGGCUCUGCCCCGCGGCUCUGUCGCGAUAUCGAGGCUCUGCCCUCGGCGCCUCUGUCGCGCUAUCGCGGCUCUGUCGCGACAUGAUGGCCCCGCCGCUGCCGCCGCUGCUGCUGCUGCUGCUGGCGGCGCUGGGAAUCGCGACAGCGACACAGCCGGGCCCCUCCCGGGACCUGCUCCGCCUCUUUGGGCUCCCGGCGCUCCCGCCCGGGGUCCGGAAGGUUCCGGGGCCGUGUCCGGGUGAAGCCGCCUGGAGCCUGGAGCCGGGGACGCGGAUCCGAGCGCCGGCACGGCGAGUGCUGCCCGGUGAGGAAGCGACCCCGAAACGCGCCGAAUCCGGCCCAAAAUCCACCCAGAAAUCA